This is a messenger RNA of Linum tenue, 1736 nucleotides long. Lineage: Eukaryota; Viridiplantae; Streptophyta; Magnoliopsida; Malpighiales; Linaceae. The record is from the annotation of a GenBank genome assembly.
CUUCGAUCCGGUUCAGUUAGAUAGCCGCUUUUCACAUAAAUGAUAAAACAAAGAAACGACCUUCACAGCUUCACCCUUUCCUCUCCCGCUUCUAGGGUUCCGCUUUCCGCCCACACUCGCCGGCGAUGGCGAAUCGCACCGACCCCGCGGCAAAGAGCAUAAGGGGAACGAAUCCGCAGAACCUGGUGGAGAAAAUCGUUCGCUCGAAGAUCUACCAGAACACGUACUGGAAGGAACAGUGCUUCGGAUUGACAGCCGAGACUCUCGUGGACAAGGCGAUGGAGCUCGAUCACAUCGGUGGAACGCACGGCGGUACCAGGAGACCGACUCCCUUCAUCUGCUUAAUCCUGAAGAUGCUCCAGAUUCAGCCGGAGAAGGACAUCGUGGUCGAGUUCAUCAAGAACGACGACUACAAGUAUGUCCGCGUACUCGGCGCGUUCUACCUCCGGCUUACCGGCACAGACAUCGACGUCUACCGGUAUCUGGAGCCGCUGUACAACGACUACCGCAAGCUGAGGAUGCAAUCGGCCGAUGGAAAAUUUGUGUUGACCCAUGUGGAUGAGGUGAUUGACGAGCUGUUGACGAAGGACUACGCCUGCGACAUUGCUAUGCCCCGUGUGAAGAAGAGAUGGACGCUAGAGUCGCAUGGCAUAUUAGAACCAAGGAAGAGUGUAUUAGAAGAUGACUUUGAAGAGGAGGAAGAGAAAGAGGAGAAUGAGCAGAUGGAUGGAGUAGAGAAUGGUGGCAAUGAUGAGAAGGAUUACCACCAUGGGAGAAGCCCCACGAGAGAAAGGGAUAGAGACAGAAGACCGGAUAGUCAUCGCUACAGGUUCGCCUCUUACCUUUUGCAGAUUGGAAUUCGUUUCAUUUUUGGAAGCCGUUGGUGGCUUAACUGCUUCCUACAGGACCGUGACUAUGAUAGAGACUAUGAUAGGGACCGUGGCCGUGGACGAGAUAGAGACAGGGACCGAGACCGAGACAGAGACCGAGACAGGGAUCGGUAUCGCCUAAGAGACGAGAAGGACUACGGUCGCGAGAGAGACCGCGACCGUGAUAGAGAGAGGGAAGGCAGGGACAGAGAGAGGCGAGGCAGGGACCGUGGUGGUGGGAGACGGAGGAGUCCAUCAAGGAGUCGGAGCAGGAGUAGAGAUCGGAAGAGGCGUAGGAGCCCCAGCCCCAGAAAGAACGAAGCAGAGGAGACCAAGAAGAAGGAAAAGAAGACGAGUGAGAAGAAGGAGAAGAAAGAUGAUGGGACGGAUCAUCCGGAUCCCGAGAUUGCAGAAGCCAACAGAAUCCGUGCAUCUCUAGGUUUGAAGCCACUGAAGUGAGGCUUUUUUCUGUUUGCUGCAAUCUUUGUCGGCAUAGUUGAGUACGUGCGAUGAGUGUUUUGGUUUUCUGCUGCACAUAUUUGUAGUUUAUGAGCUUCGUCUUUAGAGUUGAGUGUUCUCUAAUUGGAUUAGAGAGAACUGUGUUAUUGCCAUGUACCUGUGUAUCAUCCUUUACAUGUUCUAAUCAUCUACUACUGGUCACAGAAACUACUGCUAGAAACAGGUUAACUUCCAAUCUGAGCUCUCCCGAAUGAGUAGCCUUGUAGCAUUGUCGUCGUUCACUCAUAGGUUCCCAAUCAUCCACCUGAGAACCUUAUUCCCUCUUCACUUCCAUUUUCAUUUCUUGUUUUUUGUUUUCAUGUCAUAAAUUUGGCAAUCGAAACGAGAAAACUUGUUUACUUUUUAUUC